This is a messenger RNA of Rotaria socialis, 1941 nucleotides long. The record is from the annotation of a GenBank genome assembly. Lineage: Eukaryota; Metazoa; Rotifera; Eurotatoria; Philodinida; Philodinidae.
AUGAUGAUUGAUAUUAUCAGAUUUCCUAUCAGUGAAGAACAUGAGCAAUACGAAGAUACAUAUGGUUUCGAGAAUAUCUAUGUUCAUUCAUUUCGUAUAGAUAAUAUGUCAGAGAUAAAUCUGACUAAUUUAAAGAAUCAAAGCUUCACCAAUAAUAGUUUUGAUUUAAUAUCAAAUUUCGAAUAUGCAACAUUAACAUACAAAUUUAGUUUGGGAUCUAUUUUCAUUUGUCUUUGCUUAUUAACAAUAACUGGCAAUCUUCUAGUAUUGAUUACAUUUCGUCGUAUACGAACAGUAGGGAAUUUGUUUAUCUUGAGUCUUGCAACUGCUGACCUCAUUGUUGGUUGUUUUGUCAUGCCCAUUGCUGGGAUAUAUGCUAUUAUGGAAAAAUGGAAUAUGGGCCUUGUUCUAUGUCAGAUUUGGCUGUCAGUUGAUUAUACUGCUUCAACAGCAUCAAUAUUUAAUUUACUCACAUUAAGUUUAGAUCGUUAUUGGUCAAUAACAUCUCCACUUCAAUAUCUCGGUAAACGAACACGACCUAGAGCUUUAUUAUUAAUAGGUUUUGCUUGGGGUUUAUCACUUCUAUGGGUUAUACCUAUUUUUGGAUGGCAUCGUUUUGUCAAUCAUGGUGUUAGAUAUAUCGAUUCUACGAAAUGUGAACCUGAAUAUACACAUUCGAAAGUAUUUAAAGUUUCAACAGCGAUAAUAAACUUUUAUUUUCCAUUAUUUGUUUUAAUUUCAUUGAAUGCUCGAAUUUAUUAUGAAAUCAAACGUCGCUAUAAAAGUGUUCUUCUACAAAGACAUUCAAAUCAAAUAAGUGAACCAUCAAGUUAUCAUAAAUUAAAUCCAGCAGCAAGAUAUUCGCGUACAGCAGUAACAAUGGCAUUCUGCGAUAGUGAUAAACAAAUAUGUUCAACACCGUUGACUGUAACUGACAAUGAUAGUUUAAAUGCAUCAAAACGCUCAUCGAUUAAAAAUGAAACUAAUCCAACAUUACGAAUUAAUUUUCGAGAGAAAAAACCUCGAUCUAUAAUAUCAAAUCAAAUAUCGGAUAGUCGACGAUCAUCAUUAAAACGUGCCUAUUCAUUUGUUGAAAGAAAUCCUUAUACGCCGGAUCGAUAUCCAUGUUAUGCUGAUCAUAAUGAACAUUUACGUUCACGUUCACCAAUUCAACCAAAGCCAUCCUCGUUAAAAUUGCGUCCAUGUCGUACGAGUGUAAAACAUCCUCUUAACGUCGAUGAGCGUUGCUUGAAACAUACACAUGAUUAUCAUUCAUGUCGACUUCAUUCAAAUGAACGAAUCGGAAUUAUAAAUAAACGUCGUCAAAAUUCAUCGGCAAGAGCCUACCGUUCGACAUCGCAUAGUUUAACUAAUCGAGCAGCAUUUGUAUGUCGACGUUGUUCUCUAUCAGAUACAAUGCGAACAUCAACAACAAUGAAUAUGUUCAAUUUAUGCAAUUGUUGUUCAACAGCUACAUCCGCUGUAACUAUACAUUCGAAUAUUGAACAAUUUACUAAUACAAAAAUAUCAUCGUCAUCAUUGUCAUCUGUAGCAAGUCGGAGACAGAACACAAUCUCGUCUUUUACUUUACAUAGAAACAGUAUGUCAUCGAAUUUAAUACUUAAUUCAAGUUCUAACAUGAAUCGUCGCACAUCGAGCAAAAUUAAACAAUCAACUGUAUGGAAUCAGCAAGAAAAAGCAUUUCGACAAUUAUUUGCUAUUGUAUUUGGAUUUGCAUGUUGUUUUCUGCCAUAUUUUGUUUUAUAUAUGGUUGUUGCCUUUUGUGGUUCAUGUGUAUCAGAGCGUUUUGUUACAGCAACAAUAUGGCUUGGCUAUGUUAAUUCAACCAUAAAUCCAUUUUUAUAUGCUCUAUCAAAUAAACAUUUUCGACGAACAUUUCAUCGUAUCUUAAAGCGAGAUGAACGCCGACAAUCGUACUAG